Salarias fasciatus (jewelled blenny) is the source of this 870-nucleotide messenger RNA. RefSeq names its product serine/threonine-protein kinase pim-1-like. The coding region runs from base 1 to 870 and encodes 289 amino acids. NCBI's taxonomy places the organism in Eukaryota, Metazoa, Chordata, Actinopteri, Blenniiformes, Blenniidae. Gene Ontology annotation, biological process: negative regulation of apoptotic process; protein autophosphorylation; regulation of mitotic cell cycle. Gene Ontology annotation, cellular component: cytoplasm. The record is from RefSeq and is a predicted model, not a curated record. The transcript has 6 exons. Gene Ontology annotation, molecular function: protein serine/threonine kinase activity; ATP binding.
AUGGACGGAAGCUGCGACAUCAAUAAAUCUUUAGAUGGCUGCAGCAAGGAUGAGGAAGAAGGUCCGACCACAAAGAGGCUGAGAAAGGGCACGUCAGUGGUGGAACAAUGGGCCACUUUUCUGGCCAAAUACAAGCAGCAAAGAAUGCUCGGCGAGGGUGGCUAUGGGCGAGUGUUCAUGGGUCUACGCAGAGCGGAUAAUUUCCCGGACCAGAACGGGGAGGAGUUCUCUGCGGAGGUGGCCGUCAUGUCCAGACUCUCAGCUGAACGAGCCGAAUCGGGGGAGUCGGCGUCCGUGGCGCUGCUGGACGUUUACGACCUGGGCCUGGAGCAGGUCCUGGUCAUGGAGAGGCCUGACCCCUGUCAGGAUCUGCUCCGCUACCUCAAGGCCCACAACGGCUUGCUGCAGGAGGGGCAUGCUAAGGUGAUCGUCAAACAGCUGCUGGCUGCUGCAGCUGAGCUGGAGCGCCACAACGUCUUCCACCGCGACAUUAAGCUGGAGAACAUCCUGAUCCAGUCCGAGGGAGACGCCCUCCGUGUCCGGCUCAUAGACUUCGGGGUGAGCUGCUUCUCUGAGCCGUCGUCGCUCCUGAAAACCUUCGAAGGUACGGUCACUUACAAGCCUCCGGAGUUCAUCAGCAGGGGCAGAUAUGCUGCCGGACCCACCACGGUGUGGCAGCUGGGGACCGUCCUAUUCGAGCUCCUCCACCAAAACAGUGUGUGUGGCACUCUAGAGUUCCUCACUCAGAAACUGAGGAUCAGGAAGACACUGUCUGCAGAAUGUCGAGACUUCCUAAAAAGAUGCUUAGGAAUAAUUCCUGAGGAGAGGUCCACCGUGGAGCAGCUGCUGCGUCACCCCUGGCUCCACUGA